UUCUCUAUUUCUCUCGCUCGUUUAUUUGUGGGGCGAGGUCGAGCGCCACGCUCUUCUCUCGACCGACCAGCCUCGCUCCCAGAUCUCAGCUGGCGAAGAAGCGUAAUCCUUCUUUUCCGAUCGGAGGUGGGCGGAACUCCUUCGCCCGUCCUUAUGCUUCCGCCGACCGGCGUCACCUUUUGCUGUUUUUGGUCUUCAGGGCGUUAGACUUCGGCGUCCGGGUGCCAUGAAGGGGCUCGAUGCGGGAGGAAACCCUAGGAGCGAUGCCGUCGGGAGCUUCUCCGCCAGUGGAUCAGAUCUGAUGGACCUGGAGAUCGAUGCUUGAAUUUAUUUAUGCUCGUUUACAAGGAGCAGUCUGAAUGCUUCUUCAUGUUAAUAUGAAGCUUAGUUUUUGCUGGAAGGCGUUCUUGAUGCUCUUUCUUUUGCUAUUUGAGUACCUUUCUUCUUGACGCUCUUGCUGCCAAUCCUAAAUAUAGUAGUCUUCUGUUUGAUGCUUCACAAUAUGCAUUCUUCAAUAAAGGUGGCAUGGAGGAAGUUGAGUUAGGUGGUUUGGAGUAUGAUGAUGACUUUCUUGGUCUUGAGGAGGAAUCCAAGUUUCCUUCUCUUGGUGAUAAAGAGAUUGAAAGCUUAGGGUCCUUAUCUGAGAUUGAUGACCUGGCAACAACUUUUAGAAAGCUGAACAGAGUCGUCAAUGAACCAAGGAGUGUUGGUGUUAUUGGUGAUAGAGGGUCUUUUUCUAGAGAAAGUUCUUCUAAUGCGGACUGGACACAAGAAGCUGAUUUUCCAAGCUGGAUUGAUCAUCAAAUAUUUGAUGCUGAAGAUGUGCAAGAAAGCAAACGGUGGUCGUCACAACCACAUGCUACUCCAUCUCAAUUUGAUGAACUAAAGUCCCUGUACCGUACAUCUUCUCAUCCUCACCAACUGCAGCAUCAUUACUCUAUUGAAUCAAUCAAUGUGCCCAAGUCAUCUUUCACUUCCUACCCACCACCUGGGGGACAAAGCCUUCCUCUAACACGCCAUUCAAGCUUACCAUCAGUGGGUAUAGCAGAGCUGAUAUCUACUCCAAUUCCUUAUUCUGGUCCUCAAAAUCAGUUGGGAGGAUUGCGUCAUGGUCUUCACUAUAAUCCAAGUAUGCAGUUUACACAUUCUGGUGUUUCAUCAGCCAGUUUGCCAAGAAAUUACUUGUUGAAUCAUUCUGACCUCUUUGCCGGGGAGAACUGCAAUCUGUUGCCUGACUUAUUUUCACAUCAGUUACCUCCACAAGGUGGUUUAAUUUCACCACAGUUUCUGUCACAGCUACAACAGCAGAGAUUGCUCCGGCAAUCCCUCACCCAUUACUCUCACCUGCAACCUAAUUUAUGCAACCGGUAUUAUCAUCCUCAGAUGAUGACAAACAACUUUGAGUCAGUUAGUGGAAUGCCUAAUUUUAGAGAGCAUAGAUUAAAAUCUCACAGAGGAAAACAGAAUAUGCGAUUGUCACAACGGUCAGAAACUGGCAGCUUGAAGAGUGACAGUGGUUUUCAAUUUAGAUCAAAGUACAUGUCCGGACAAGAAAUAGAAAGCAUUCUGAAAAUGCAGCAUGCGGUGACACAUAUUACUGAUCCUUAUUUGGAUGAUUAUUACCAUCAAGCAUGUCUUGCAAAAAAAUCAUCUAAUUUAAGAUUAAAGCAACCAUUUUGUCCAACAGCAAUAAAGGAUCCUCCAUCACGGUCACGUUCUAAUAAUGAAUCUCAUGUUCAGGUUGAUGGACUUGGAAGAGUUUCAUUCUCUUCGGUUCGCAGGCCUCGUCCUCUCCUUGAGGUUGAGAUGCCAUCUGCAUCAGGUGAUGAUCAGAAACCCUCUAUGAAGCCUCUUGAGCAGGAGCCUAUGUUGGCUGCUAGGAUCACUGUUGAAGAUUGUAUUAGCCUUCUUCUGGAUGUGGAUGAUAUUGAUCGAGUUCUACAGAAUAACCAACCACAGGACGGUGGGUUGCAACUGAAGCGGAGAAGACAGGUUCUUCUUGAUGUCAUUGCUGCAUCACUCCAGCUUGUUGAUCCAUUUGGUCCUGGUAAAUCUGAUAACUCAGUCGUGUUUGCCCCAAAGGAUGACCGUGUUUUCCUACGUAUCAUUUCUCUUCCGAAGGGUAGAAAGCUCAUAUCACGCUAUCUUCACCUUCUGCCUCCUGGAAGUCAUCUGACAAGAGUAGUCUGCAUGGCCAUUUUCCGCCACCUUAGGCUUUUGUUUGGCGGUCUACCUUCAGAUCCUAGUGCAGCAGAGACAACCAUCAACCUUUCCAAGACUGUGUCUUCAUGUGUGCGCAAUAUGGAACUUAGCGCUCUUGGUGCUUGCCUGGCUGCAGUGGUAUGUUCAUCUGAACAACCACCUCUGCGUCCUAUUGGAAGUUCAACUGGUGAUGGAGCCAGCAUAAUUAUAAAGUCUGUUCUCAAUAGAGCUACAGAACUUCUAACAGAACCCCACGUCACAAGCAACUACAGUUUCGCCAAUCGAACUCUGUGGCAGGCAUCUUUUGAUGCUUUCUUUGGGCUUCUAACCCACUAUUGCCUGAGCAAAUAUGACAGUAUAAUGCGAAUGCUGCUUGUCCAAGCAUCUGGCAUUUCAAUGGCAGGACCUGAAGCAACCAUAGCCAUUAGCAGAGAGAUGCCUGUCGAGCUGUUGCGUGCAAGUCUUCCUCACACAAACGAACAUCAGCGCGAGAUGCUGCUUGAAUUUGCUCAGAGGUCCAUGCCUAUUACCGAUACUGGUACUCGUGGAGGUCAGAGCAGACCUGAUAGUUCUGAGUCCGUGCCAGGAUGAUACACCUAAAGAUACAAAUCUCUCGAUACCACUCAAGUGAUUUCAUUUCUCUCCAUUAUGUUUGAACACAGAGAUACCUGAUGGCACACUACACUUGAAUCCUGGAUCACAAAUCAGUCGUAGGUUUCGGGUAAAACAGAGAUAGUUUCACUCCUCUCACUUCAACUUCUAUGUUCGAAUAGAAUAAUGUUAACAUUCAUGCAAGAACGUUGGUAGAGUUGCAACUGUGGUUUCGUCGAGGGAGCUCAGUUUUGAUUGCCUGCCUUAGUUCUCCUUGCAAAUGUGAUAGUGAUAGAAAUUGUACAGGACCUUUUAUCGCCAUCUUCUCUUGGACUUGAAGAAUCGCCAAAUUGUGUUUUAUGUGCAGACUGCUUAAUUUAGGAGUUGCUUAAAUUCAAUGCUGGUGGCUUUCAUGGUAA
This is a messenger RNA of Zingiber officinale, 3212 nucleotides long. RefSeq names its product protein PAT1 homolog 1-like. The transcript has 7 exons. Gene Ontology annotation, cellular component: P-body. Gene Ontology annotation, biological process: P-body assembly; deadenylation-dependent decapping of nuclear-transcribed mRNA. Bases 526 to 2793 code for a protein of 755 amino acids. The record is from RefSeq and is a predicted model, not a curated record. NCBI's taxonomy places the organism in Eukaryota, Viridiplantae, Streptophyta, Magnoliopsida, Zingiberales, Zingiberaceae. Gene Ontology annotation, molecular function: RNA binding.